ACCGAAAACUUCGCGUCUGGUUUGUGUGGCUGCAUACUCACAGUGCUAUCCUAUAUUGUCAUUAUUCUAACAUUACCGUUCUCGUUAUUCUUUUGUAUAGAGAUGGUUCAAGAGUACGAAAGAGCUGUCAUAUUUCGACUGGGACGAAUACUGAGUGGUGGUGCCCGCGGACCGGGUAAGUAUUGCCUUGAAUUUCCUUAUGUCUCAUAUCGAGCGCCAUUAGGCGAACCGAUAAAAUUGGAUUGCUAA
Molecule: messenger RNA, 249 nt
Organism: Anisakis simplex (herring worm)
Lineage: Eukaryota; Metazoa; Nematoda; Chromadorea; Rhabditida; Anisakidae
Source: the annotation of a GenBank genome assembly